This is a messenger RNA of Micropterus salmoides (largemouth bass), 1354 nucleotides long. RefSeq names its product fibroblast growth factor 11-like. The transcript is spliced from 2 exons. Lineage: Eukaryota; Metazoa; Chordata; Actinopteri; Centrarchiformes; Centrarchidae. Gene Ontology annotation, molecular function: growth factor activity. The record is from RefSeq and is a predicted model, not a curated record. Bases 1043 to 1354 code for a protein of 103 amino acids.
CCUCCCUCCCUCCUCUUUCUUUCUGUGUCCCUGUCUGUCUCUCUAUCCCCGCGCUCGCUCGUUCAUGAAUGUCACCUCUAUCUCUGGGAAAUGCUGUAUUCAUCAAACCCCUGUCUUCUCCCCUUCUUCUCUCAGGGUGAGGGUGAUCGUAAGGGGGAUGCCGGGAGAGCUUGAAAGACAGAGAGGAAACAAGCCGCCCUCCGUCCAGCAGCGUCCGUCUGCAUCCCUUCAUCCUCAACCCAGCUUGCAGAGCUGAAACCUCAGGUCAGACGGUCCCCCACUUUUUCUUCCACUUCUCUUGUGCUGUCAUUGUUGCGGAUGGGGACAUUUUACAGGUGAUGGACAGAACGAAAAGGAGCUGUGGUGUGUCCUGACAGUGUCCCUCCUGUUAUUUGGGAGAGUUGAUAUUCAGACAUUUUUGGUUCAGGCGCUUCUGAUCUGCAGGACUGAGCAGGUUAAGUGGACUCAGUGUGAUUUUUGUGUGGGUCUGGUUUUGUCAUGCGGCGAAUGGUUCUGUUGCUGAACCCUUUCGGACGGGAUUGAGUCAAACUUCACUGGAGCUCCAGGGGUAUUCUCGGACUGGGACAGAGGCACCGGGAGAUAUCGGCUAGAGUGCGUUGGUUUUUGUGGUGGAUAACAACAUGACUUGUCCUAAAAGAGGAAUAGUGACGUAUCAAAGCUUCACCUGAACCUCACUCCGAACCAGAAAACAUCCAACUUAAACGACCUUUAAAGGCUAUCGCUCAUCAGUUCAAACCUCAACGAGCGCCAGUUGUCAGUUUUGGGUAGAUCUUGAAGGGAUCCACCCUUCUUUCCUCCUCCACCUCCUCCUCUUCUUCCCUUCUUCUCUUUUUUGCCUUUGUCCCCCGUUGCUUUGGUCCAUCCUUAAGAAGCUCCCUCCUCCGCUCUGCACCCCUCCCUCAGCGGUGCUCCGUCGCCCUGGGUGAGCGGGCAGGGGGGUGGCCCACGGUACCCCCCGACACCUGGGCGCCACCGAGCCGCCAGAGGCUGGUGAGGCGGCGGCAGGGUCAGCGCUGGGAAGAUGGCCGCUCUCGCCAGCUCCCUCAUUCGCCAGCGCAGGGAGGUCAAGGACCCCCAGGCAAACCGGCAGAUCGCCAGCAAGCGCAAGCCCUGCCCAAAGAGCAACAAGUCACUCUGCCAGAAGCAAAUCCUCAUAUUAAUAUCAAAGGUUCGACUAUGUGGCAGUCGAGGGAGAAAAAUGGAAAAAAGACCAGAGCCCCAGCUGAAGGGCAUCGUCACGCGGCUUUACUGCAGACACGGCUUCUACCUCCAGAUGCUGCCGGAUGGCACCAUGGAAGGCACAAAGGACGAAAGCAGCUCCUUCUGUAAGUGA